Bacidia gigantensis is the source of this 1131-nucleotide messenger RNA. RefSeq lists its product as uncharacterized. Lineage: Eukaryota; Fungi; Ascomycota; Lecanoromycetes; Lecanorales; Ramalinaceae. The record is from RefSeq and is a predicted model, not a curated record. Bases 1 to 1131 code for a protein of 376 amino acids. The transcript has a single exon.
AUGUCUAGGGGCCUCAGUGUCCCAGACUUACAUAAACUUCGAAGCAACUUGCCUUCUUCUGAUGAAGUACCGCAAGUAGAGCUAGAUGCCACAUCUGCUACCGCACGUCCUCUAGAAACAUCUGAGGCCGUUUCUGCCACUCUAAAGACACAGAUAUCAGAGGCUGAUACUUCUACCUCAGUAACAGAUGCGGACAAAGCGAAGCUCACACCUGAGCAUAGACAGCAACUCCUGCAGUGUCACAUAGCCCAUUUUCGGAGCAGAGGAGGAGUCGAUCAAGCCUCGUCCCACCAGCAGACCCAAGUCGUAGUAGCUAAGAACAAGCGAAAACGCUCAAAUAGUACCAGCAACACGCGACGCCGGGAAUGGCUGGACACCUCUGAGGAACAUCGAGCCCCAAGGGGCUCAGCGAAAGUGAAGGAUCAAAGAUGCAUAAUCAGAAUAGACAAGAAAGCUUGUUUCGGAGAUUUGUACGAGACCCUCCCCUUUUCUCCCUUGCUCACCUUGAGUCCCCUGCCAGCCGAGAUCCCCUUCCUGAAGCUGAUGCUAGCUGACCCAAGAGGAGGUGCAUACUACGACAAUCGAUGGUACAUCGAUCAAUACGUCCCCGUGCCUAGCAUUACGAAGUUUGAGGCAUUCCCUUACCACGAUCACCCGGAGGUGUGGCCUCAAGGCUCGAAAUACCACGAUGUUCUUGACAAUGUGCGCGAAGAAGACAAGGAAUCGCUGGUAUGCAUACGGUUUAGGUCGUGGGCGCACAUUACACCACACACACCUGAGCAUCACGGAGCACGCGAUCCUUUCGUUCGAAGCGUAGGUGAGGAGCUCAAUAUCAAGACAACCAAGCGGUAUAUAACAGCUUUAUGUCGCCCCAAGAAACCGUUCGAAAUCAGUAUCUACUUCGUCUCGAAAUUUCCCUGGAAUCGGUUGUGGUGGAAAAAUUUCUUUCCCCUUCGCGUCGCUCUCGCAAAGCGAGCAGAGCGAGUGCACGGCCCGCGAUUACCAGAUGCAAAGAACGAGGAAGGCACAGGUGGGACAGAAGAGCUUGACACGCCGCUGGGUUAUGAAAGCGAUUCAGCCUUGGACGAGAUGGAGCUAGAUAGAGAUGAAGACGGAAAGAUAGAUACUUAG